Molecule: messenger RNA, 1161 nt
Organism: Brassicogethes aeneus
Lineage: Eukaryota; Metazoa; Arthropoda; Insecta; Coleoptera; Nitidulidae
Source: the annotation of a GenBank genome assembly
AUGUUAAAAACUGCCUUGGUUUUUGUGAGUAAAAGAAAGUUAUCAUUCUCAAAAGUGAAAUACUUAUCACCCACAGCAAAUCCGCAGCCCCAGGAAAAAAUACAGAGUUUCAGGAGCGUCGAACAUGAUCCCUUAAAACACACAUACAACCAUGUAGGUCAAUUCUACAAUAUAUCCAAAGAGGAUAGAAAUCACCUAUUUAACUACGGGGGUUUACCAAAAACUUACCUAACACAAGCAAAAACGUUCAACGAAACGUGCGUUAUGAUUAGACAACCCACAAUAGACGUGAUAGAAUGCUUAAAAAAUAUCGAUUAUGCAAAGCCAGCAGUAAGAUUUGUUAUUUAUGGGAAAAAAGGUAGCGGAAAAUCGUUAUCGAUGGCACAUAUUUUGCAUUAUGCUAACAGGAGUAAUUUCUUGGUUGUGCAUGUUCCUUGGGUUGGCAACUGGAUGCGUAGAUGCCAGGAAGUGAGUAAUUCUGAUACUAAAGAAGGUUUUAUUAAUUUAAAUGUCGAUGCUGCCGCCUGGUUGUUGCAUUUUAAGACGCAGAAUUCUCACUUACUGGAGAAGGAAGAUUUGAAAAUUGCGCAGGAUUAUGUGUGGAGUAAAAGAGAGAAAACCGAAAAAGGAUCUCCAUUGUUAGACAUCGUUAAUCAUGGUAUUAACAGAAUUAAGUUUGCCUCAGAUUGUGUUGUUAUUAUAGCAGAUGAAAUAAAAAAACUUUCAAAUAGUGGGGUUUGCAAAACGUUGGUCGCUAUUGACGGGUUUAACGCGUUUUUCUACCCUAAUACAAGAGUUUUUACAGAGAAAAAGGAAAAAGUACAUCCUCACAAAGUUGUAAUUACCGAAGCGUUCUUGAACUUAACCAAAAACGACUGGAAAAAUUCUGCAGUUAUUGUAACAGUAGAUGAAAUUGCUGUAGCAGAGGAAGACCAAAUUUCCCAUAUGCCAAGGUAUUUACUUGGAAAAGAGGGGUUUGAACACUUGGACCCUUUUGUACCAAUCCCAAUGGAAAAUUACAACCAAAAAGAGUUUAAAAGUGUGAUGGAUUAUUACAGAGAUAGAAGAUGGAUAACUCCAUAUCCAGGACAAGAUGAGGAAGUCUCAGCUUUAAGUGCAAACAACCCUUAUAAUUUAAUAAAAGUUUGUGCCCCCUUGUAA